Molecule: messenger RNA, 2795 nt
Organism: Periophthalmus magnuspinnatus
Lineage: Eukaryota; Metazoa; Chordata; Actinopteri; Gobiiformes; Gobiidae
Gene: gper1
Product: G protein-coupled estrogen receptor 1
Exons: 2
Coding region: 421-1485 (354 amino acids)
Biological process (GO): cellular response to estradiol stimulus; G protein-coupled receptor signaling pathway
Cellular component (GO): membrane
Molecular function (GO): G protein-coupled receptor activity; nuclear estrogen receptor activity
Source: RefSeq, a predicted model, not a curated record
GAGAUUUACACAUGUUUAGUGUCCAGCUGAAGAGAGAGAAGAGCACUGACAAGAAACGGUUAUGAGCUUGCAGUUAAUUCUAUAGCAUAUCCAAUUGUGUCUUGCUGAAUAAAAAUGCACCCACAUUUGGAACAAGGUACAAGUCAAACCAGGGCUCUAAAGGCAGGAAUCUUCACAGUCUUGGCCAUGUGACUCUAGGAUUUUGAGGACACAAUGUUUUAUAACAAUAGGAAUGUUUUGUUUGGGACCUAACAGAAGAGGAACGACAGCAUGAGACCAUGAACUUUAGGACUGAUCUGACAUCAGUCAGCAUGAGCCCUGUGCAUUGAUGAAUCUGCAGUGUUUGUGCCAUGACUGGGAGCUAACAGGGUUUAAGGAUGUAGAGGUGUUUUCUGACACGGGACAGCCAGUAUCUCCAUUAUGGAAGAGCAGUUCACAGCUCUGCCCUGGAUACAUGCUAACAGUACAACGUAUGUAAAUACAACAGAGGAAUACAACACCACAGAGGUGACUGAGGACCCUGACAAAUACCAGGCCUACAUUAUCGGCCUCUUCCUGUCAUGUCUCUACACUGUCCUGCUGUUUCCUAUUGGAUUUAUUGGGAACAUCUUAAUCCUAGUGGUCAAUCUGAACCACAGAGAGAAGAUGACCAUUCCAGACCUGUACUUUGUAAACCUGGCAGUAGCUGAUCUUAUCUUAGUGGCAGACUCUCUCAUUGAGGUUUUCAACCUGAAUGAGAAGUAUUAUGACUAUGCUGUGCUGUGCACCUUCAUGUCGCUCUUUCUGCAGGUCAACAUGUACAGCAGUAUCUUCUUCCUCACCUGGAUGAGUUUUGACCGCUACGUGGCGUUAGCCAGCUCAGUGAACAGCAGCCCGCUGAGGACGAUGCAGCACGCCAAAAUGAGCUGUGGCCUCAUCUGGAUGGUAUCCCUCUUGGCCACUCUGCUGCCCUUUACCAUAGUGCAGACUCAGCACCGAGGGGAGCUGCACUUUUGCUUUGCCAACGUGUUUGAGAUCCAGUGGCUGGAGGUCACCAUUGGCUUUUUGGUGCCCUUCUCCAUUAUUGGCCUGUGCUACUCUCUGAUUGGCCGAAUCCUAAUGAAAUCCCAGAAGCACCGUGGACUGUGGCCGAGGCGGCAGAAGGCCCUGCGUAUGAUUGUGGUGGUAGUGCUGGUGUUCUUCAUCUGCUGGCUGCCUGAGAACGUCUUCAUUAGUAUCCAGCUUCUGCAGGGUACUGCAGAUCCAGCCCACAGAACUGACGCCCCCUUGUGGCACGACUACCCUCUCACAGGGCACAUCGUCAACCUGGCAGCUUUCUCCAACAGCUGCCUCAACCCCAUCAUCUACAGCUUCCUGGGGGAAACUUUCAGGGACAAGCUGAGGCUCUUUGUCAAGCAGAAGGCGGGCUGGUCUGUGGUCAACCGCGUCUGCAGAAACAGUUUGAACUUAGGCCUGUCAGUCCGGAGCGACGUGACCCAGGUGUGACCUCCACAGCUUCAUGAACAAAAACAUAAGUACGAAUAAUGCUCUUAAUUAUUGCCUUUCUGUAUCUGCACAUUUAAUGUCUUAAUCUGCCUGUCUGUUACUUCAACAUUGGCUAACUGACAAAGAAGGGUUAAUAAAUAAAAUAAAAUAAAAGCUUAAGAGAAAAAACGUGCACUGUAGAUAUACAUAUGUGUAUGUUGUUUUGCCUGUGUUUUCAGCUUGGCAAGGUCUACAUUUGUCUUUUUAAAGUUGUAUUAUGUAAAAUUUCAGGUAGGGCUCUGCUACCUUUAUGUUCCAUGGAGAUGCUAUUGCUUUGUCAUUUUUGUGUUUCAUUCCAUUACAUGUGUUUUUAUAGCAAAAACAUGUAUUCUUACUGUGACUGUUGCCUUGCCACAGACCUGUAACUAGGUCAUCUGCUUAGCUCCAUGGAGAUAGAUAAGUUGUAUGCCAUACUGUGGAACAUUCCAGGCAAAGCAAUAACAUCUCCAUGGAAAUAAGCAGACGGCAGACCUUCCACCAGAAAAUUACCUUUAAACAAACACUAUCCAAGCAUUAAUGUUGAAAGGGUUCACUCACAGUUGUGAGUCCCGAGAAGUGUUGUUGGAUUUUUGUUAUAUAUUUUGCAGAGUUCAACAGAUGGCAGAUAUUUUUAGAUUGGUAUUAAAGUGGGGACAAUAAGACACCUGUGCUUAAGGUGUAGCAUGGGUGUCUUAUUGCCCCCAUAAUGUGUCUGCUCUUGUUAGGUUGAUGGUAUAGCAAGAGCCAGGUGCUGGUAGGAACCAAGCAAGGUAAACACAUCACUUAGUAUUAAAUGGCCUUUUGUCAGUGUUAAUAUUUACCAGUGAAUGGCAAGGCAAAUUGUCAAAAGAUUUAGGACAGACAAGAGAGGAACAGACUGGUUGGUACCAAAAAUACUCAUCAAAACAUCUAUAAAUAAAUAUCAAUAUACUCAAAAACUGCCAAAUUAUGUUAUAAAUUAUCUAUUUUAAACUAAGGAUAGGCUAUUGAAUAUUGUUGGUUGUUGUGAAGAGAUUUUUUAUCCUGUGAAGUUUUAAAUGGGUCCAAGCAGCACCUUACCUGCACCUGUGUAAGCAGAGAAGUGCAUCAAGGUGACCAGACAGAUGCCCUGUGGCCUGUACACUUAAUUAGCUGCUUAGGCAAGAGUAUCAGAUAGACGUCAAACAAAGAAAUAGGGGUAUGACUUCAACUAUUGCUGACACAAAACAUUUCCUGGAGAAAUAUACAUAAAACAGCAGCUUUGUAACCAAAAUAUCAGUGGUACAAAUAUUGAGAAAUAAAGGUUUUAAAGU